AUUACUUCCAGGUCAGCUUUUGACAGUUGCCAGGGCCGCCGUAAAUUCUGGCACGAAUAUUGCUUCUUUUAUGCUUAUGAUAUUAACGGUUUAAAGUCGUGUCAUCUAUUAAUAUACAGUUUAAUGUGAUCUGUAUUGAUGUUUGUAAAAAUAGCUGAACAUUAUUGUUAUUUCAGCUUCCCUGAAAGCAAAAGGAACGACAAAUUACCGGAGAGUGGAGUCGAAGAAGCGAAAGUUGAAGGGCUAUCGGUAUUUGAAUUAAAUCGGAAGCUUAUUAUUUGGCGGAUAUAUUGCAGUUAUUGAACUUUGAUUUUUUGAAAUAUCGUCUUCACUGCUUCACUGGAUGUUUAUGUUUAUCAGUUAUUCAGCUAUACUUUAUUUUUAUUAACCUCUCUGUUAAAAUAGAGUGUGAAAAGAAAAAAACAUUGAAUUUUUUUCUGACUUCAGUUGUUUCCUGAUUAAUGUGUAAUAAAGACAAUUUCAGGAUGAUGUAAUAUAGGAAACAUAUCUUAGAUAGGACAAGAACUUAAAUACUUAGUGUUUAUGUAUUCAAUGUUUAUGCCAAAAAUGCCUGAGAAAAAAGUGAACCAAAACAAACCACCUGUGUACAUACAGUCUAUGGCAGGCAGUCCGCCAAAAACAGGUAACAGCAAAAAGAGGAAGAAAGGGAAGAGGCUGAAGUUUAGAAAACAGUUUGUAUCUAUGGCUUCUAUAGUAAAGAUUGACAAUGAGAAUGAAGUAAAACUUCAGAAUAAGAGCAAUGAUACUGCUGAUCAGCCUGAGAGUAAUUGUAACAUACAGUACAUUUAUAGACCAAUAAGACAGUCACAGAGUGAACAUUCAUUAAUGUCAUUAACAAAACUGCCGCAUUUGCCAAAACCUCCGACACCCACACAAUCUUUAUCAAGUCAAUCAAGUCAGUCAUGUACACCAAGAUCUGCUGCUGGAUGCCGUCUUCCAAUUACUUUGCCCACAAACUUGCAGCCAGGUGCUCAUGAGCGACGGAAAAAACUGCCAAUAUUAGCUGCAAUAAAACCUGAGAAUGAAAAGGCAGAAAGGGACAGAUUCAUGCGGGCCAAUUACAACUACAACCCACUGUUUGUGUAUAGAUUUCCAGCUGAUUCUGAGGUGCUAGAAAGAUUGGGCAAACCGUCUGACAAAUAUUUAAAUCAGGCUAUACACAUCAUGGAAAAUGCCCUUCAGAAGUACGGCACUUAUGAAAACUUUGAAGAGCAAACAGGCGGAAAAGUUCUGCAACGUUCAAACAUUAUGGCUCUAAUCCAGAGAUAUCUGAAACGUGACGAACUGGAACGUGAAAUAAUGGUGAAUCUGUCUGAGGACCUGUUGUCUAGAGGCUCAAUGACGAGGGUUAAAGGGAAGCCUGUACUAAAUGUGAGAAUCGUAGAUCUCAGGGAAUACUGGGUAGAAGGACUGUUGCGACAUGAAAUUGGUACACAUUUCUUGAGGAGUUACAACAACAAAUUUCAAGAGUGGUGGAAUUGGAAGGUAAGGAAGGAACUGGGUAUGAAACCUGCAAACCCAACGGAGGAGGGGCUGGCUUCCCUUCAUAGUGUGUUGUUAAGAAAAGACCCAAGCCUUUGGAGAAUAGCACUCCUGUAUUAUGUCUCAUAUAAAUCAGCAUUUUUGUCAUUGAAGGAGUUAUUCAAGGAUCUAGGACAGUUUGUGAGUGACCCCUAUGUGAGAUGGGAUUACUGUAUUCGAGCAAAAAGGGGUCAAGUGGAUACUUCAACUCCAGGAGGCUUCUGUAAAGACCAGGUAUAUUUAGAAGGUGCUCUUCAAAUUCUCAAAAAUCGCAAAAACAUCGACUUUCACAUGUUGGUUCAGUUGGGGAAGAUCUCAUGGGAGGACAUCGAUAAAGUGGCUUUGAUAGGAAAUCUUGACAAUACAAAAAUUCCAUUCUUCAUGCAGGAUCUAGAGGCCUACCAUAAAUACUUAGACAAAAUCUGUGAGGCCAAUGAUUUAACAGAUGAUAUUCUGGAGGAUGUAUGAAUGGAAAGCAAGGGUUUCCUGUGCAGUGAUUCCAACAUAAAACAACCAGAGGUUUCCAACAAUGCACUGAGUUGUAUUUCAUUAAAAAGGACAAGACUGCCAUAAUUAUAUGAGCCGUGCCAUGAGAAAACCAACAUAGUGGGUAUGCGACCAGCAUGGAUCCAGACCAGCCUGCGCAUCCGCGCAGUCUGGUCAGGCUCCAUGCUGUUCGCUUUUAAAGCCUAUUGGAAUUGGAGAAACUGUUAGCGAACAGCAUGGAUCCUGACCAGACUGCGCGGAUGCGCAGGCUGGUCUGGAUCCAUGCUGGUCGCAUACCCACUAUGUUGGUUUUCUCAUGGCACGGCUCAAUUAUCCUUCUGAAUUUAAACAGAAUUUUCACAGCAUUAUUUGCAUUUUUACUCUCUCUGAAAAUCUUAUAUGGAAACAAGAUUUACAAACUAUUUCUUCCAGAAUCAGAGACAGAUAUUAAAGGACUUCAGAAGUUCUCAUAUCUUGAAUGUGAUCAUUUACAACUUUGCAUUAAGGCGUAAAAAAAAAAUUGUUUGUUUCCGGUAUCCCGACCUACCCUAAAUUUUUGGCCCGACCCUAAAUGUUUUGGAGAAUAUUUUUUUCAACUUUUUAACAAAAUGAUGCAAAACUGCACUUUUUAUGUGUUAAACAUGGCCAGUGAUGUUAGAAAUCAACUUACUAAUGCUCUAAAGGCAUAUCCCCCUUAUUUGUAAUCAUUUUUUGACAAAAAAAUAAUUUCCGAAAAGUCUCCCUUAAUAAAAAAAAAUUCCAAAAAAAAAAAAAAAUUUCCGACCUACCUACCCUAAUUUUUUUGAGCAUGUUACCGGAAACAAAGAAUUUUUUUUUUAGGCCUAAACAUGAACAAAAUCUUUCAACAAACUUUACAAUAUAUAUAUGUUUCAUAUUUUUGUAUGGCAGUAAAUAUUAUUGUUUUAACUUUAAUGUGAUUGUCAUUAGUCUUGAUCUGAAUGGAGAGCAAAUAGUUGCAGCCAUGUUCAUCAUACUAAAAUUCCUUGUUAGGAGUGGAAUUCCAAAACUACUUGAGCUGUGUCAUGAGAAAACCAACAUAGUGCAUUUGUGACCGGCAUGGAUCCAGACCAGCUUGCGCAUCAGCACAGUCUGGUCAGGAUCCAUGCUGUUUGCUAACAGUUUCUCUAAUUGCAAUAGGCUUUAAAAGCGAAAAGCAUGGAUCCUGACCAGACUGCAUGGAUGCACAGGCUGUUCCGGAUCCAUGCUGGUCACAAAGCCACUAUGUUGGUUUUCUCAAGGCGCGGCUUGCAUAUUAAAUAAGAGAUUUCAAUGUGAAUAUAGAUAUGUUGCGAUGAGAGGAAGUUCAGAGAAUGAUUGCAAGACUGUCUUAUGUUCAAUAGCUUUCAAAUCAUUUCACUUUAUAUAAACCAAGGAAAUGGAAUGUAUCGGGGGGACAGUUCCUGUGGCAGGAGGACAGGAUACAAAACCACUGUCCGCAGUCUGAUUUGGACCAACUGUUUAUGGGCAUAGCCUGCCUGCUUAGCUCAGAAGGAACAGCACAGAUCUAAGGAUCGCGGGGUCACGAGUUUAAUCCCCGUGUGAGGCAUAUGUUCUUGUGAGGAUUUAAUAGAAGACAUUGUGUCUAAAACCAUUCGUCCUUCACCUCUGAUUCAAGUGGGGAAGGUUGGCAGUUACUUGCAAAGAACAGGUUUGUACUGGUACAGAUUGAAUCCAGGAACACUGGUUACAUUAACUGCUCACCGUAACGUACCUGAAAUACUGUUGAAAAACGGUGUUAAUCCCAAAACAAAUAAACAAGUGUUUAUGGGCAUAAUAUCUCAUGCAAGUUCGAUAUGUUAAUUGGAUCCUUCAAUUUUCAUAGGAGCUACAACGUAUGGCUUUUGAAUGAAAAUUACAAUGACAGAAUGAGUCAACUCUCUAACAGAUCACCUGACUUGGUUACAGUGUUUACCCACCAGUAACCUGCUGAAUCCUCUUAAGUCUCUGAAGUUAAGGCCCUUGGAUUUCUUAAAAUUGCAAAAAUUGAAUUAGUUAAUGUUCAGAAAAAUGCUGUGACAGGCAUUAUGACAGUUUAGCACACUUAUUAACCAUUUAAAAAAAAAAGGUAAUUAGAUUGGGAAAUGUCAUAGUCGAGGAAGUGGCGUCAACAUGUGUUUUCUGCUCAAUAACUUCAGGAAGGUCACUGUAACCCAUUUUAAUGAAACUCAAAGGUUGGUAUAUAGGUAGUUUGCACAGCAAUUUGGAUUGCAUAUGACAUCACUAGGUUUAAGGUCAAGGCCACCAAGCUAAAAAUAGAAGAAAUGAUUUCUACUCAUUAACUCUAGUUUGUGUUCAUGUAUUGACAUUAAACUUGGUCUAUAGGUAGCAUAUAGAAAAACCAAGGUUGCAGUUGUAUAUGGGGUCAGUGGAAUAAUUCAAGGACAGCAUAACUUAAUUAAUCUGCAUACUUAGAAAAUUCCACCAUGGAGUAGUGGUCUGGAGCUACCUUUUUUGUUGUGGAACGGAUGGGUCACGGUUCGAAUCCAACUGCAUGCCCGACUUGUUUUCCUUGUAUGAAAAAAAAUUAUUUUAAUGCCAUAGUGGGUCAAGGUCACAGUUACUAAAAACAGAUUUUUUCCCGAUUGUCGUCAUCAAAAAGGUGGUUUAUGAUUUUAGUUUGGAUUUACCUACUGUCACCGAACUUGGUGUACAGCAAGGUUAACUGAAAAAUUAGCUUUGGAUGAUAUUUUGGGUCAUUAUUACUAAAAAUAGACAAAUAGAUCUUUAGUUUGGGUACACCUAUUGCCAUAGGGUCAAGUCAGGAAUUACAAAUGGCAAUGUCAAAUCUGAGUUAGUUAUUUCCUGUACUUCUGAACAGCAUGUCUGAAUGCUGUCAAAAAUGUUUAACAAACCAGAGUCUGUUGGCAUGAUGCAAAGUUUGAAAACCUGGUUUUCGUGGAAUUUCCACAUUUGUUGUUGUUCUUAUUUUUUUUUAGAAGAUUGUCUGGAUAACAACGCAAAAACUGCAAGAGAAUUUACAGAAACAUGUCGCAAUAGGAGAUAGUGCAGAAACAAAACUGUUCGAAAUAUUUUUUUAUUUUUAUUGUCUUCUUGUUUGUGCAUUAUUUUGCUAACUUUUUAAUUGAAAACACAUUUUCAGGUACUGACAGGAAUUUAAAGAAAUUUUUCAUAAUAAGUAAUGAGAAGAAGGGCAAAGGGUAAGAACUUUAAAAUAUUUCAUCUUUGAUAAGUUUUCAAUUACCGGUAUCUUCCUUUUUGUACCUUAGAUUUUAUAAUUUUUGCGCCAUCAAUAACUUUUUAACUAUUAAAAGGGAAUUGAAAGAAAUGUUGGCAAUGAAAUGGGCACAAGGACUGUAACUCUUGUCUUGAUUAAUUUGGUACCAAGUUACAAAAUGUUGAAGUAAAUUUAAGGAAAUAUUACACACUGAUGGAUAGUAAGAAGAGGAAGGGCAGGAACACCAGGAACUAUUGCCAAGUUGUUGAACAUUUGCACUUGUUUAAGUAAAUAUAGUUCCUGUUAGAAAUGGCUUGAAAUUGAUGCAUUUAAGUUUUUAUGACCAAAGACAUUAAAUGGUAUUUUUGAUAAACAAUGUACUUUU
Mercenaria mercenaria is the source of this 5609-nucleotide messenger RNA. Its product is annotated as putative tyrosine carboxypeptidase MATCAP2. The record is from RefSeq and is a predicted model, not a curated record. Bases 544 to 2010 code for a protein of 488 amino acids. Lineage: Eukaryota; Metazoa; Mollusca; Bivalvia; Venerida; Veneridae. The transcript has 4 exons.